AUGCUGAUGAGCCGCGGAAUUCAUAUGGUUGAGACGAACUUGAUGGCACACAUCUGUGCUCAAUUGGAGUUGCGCCAGGGACCGGCUAUCAACCGCAAGAUUCGACACGGCGCCGUUUUGGCCAAGCAUCAAUUCACCGGCGAUAAUGAUCUGACGAUUUGUAUCCCGGGUCUUACGAGAACCAGGAACCCAAAUGCGCGGAAUGAUUGUUACAAUCCGGCGACCGGUUUCUUUAAGUUCACUAAAGAUUCGCUCUUGGACGCCUUCAAGCUUGUCGUGGGGUCCAUCAUUGAGAGACUCACGAAACACAUCAAUGAUGGAGUCAACAGGAUUGUGAUUGUGGGUGGGUUCAGCAAGUCUCCUUAUCUGAGAAAACGAGUCAAGGAGGUUUUGGAGGAAUUCAAUGAAGACAAAAGGCCAAAAGUUCACUACCUACCUGGUAAUGAAGCAAUAACCGUCGUGUCGUAUGGAUUAACUUUGAAGGGAAUAACAAUUCCAAACCCCGUGCAGUACCACGGCCCCUGGGGAUACAAAAUCAGCUGCCCGGUCAUCGAGGUGUUGGCAGCGACGGGGCUCACCUUUUCAAGGCGUUAUGAUUUCCCUAUUUUCAAUCCAAACCAGCAGAACCUCCAGGAAGGGAAGACGCCGUUCAGACUGAGUGUGGAACGAGGGCAACGUGUAGGAGAUGUUUAUGUCCAUCGCUUUAAAGAAACGUCAGACGACGCUGAAUAUGUGGUCCAAAUUCACCUCACGAUCCCCGACGAUGCCCCCCGCGCCGAAUACCACGAAAGAGGAGUCGUAGUCUACUUCUACAACCUCUACUUGUUAUGGCAUUUUAUCGAAGGAGUUGGCCUCAAAUCGAAAUUGCAGGUGGCGGUUCGUAACAAUGAUAGGAAGGAGACAGUGGGGGCGGUGGUGGGCUCCAGCAGCCAUACCGUGGCUGAAAUGGUUCCAUGGCGAAGAAAGGACUGA
This is a messenger RNA of Aspergillus luchuensis, 972 nucleotides long. RefSeq lists its product as uncharacterized. The transcript is spliced from 5 exons. Lineage: Eukaryota; Fungi; Ascomycota; Eurotiomycetes; Eurotiales; Aspergillaceae. The record is from RefSeq and is a predicted model, not a curated record. The coding region runs from base 1 to 972 and encodes 323 amino acids.